Messenger RNA from Heterostelium album PN500, 2193 nucleotides. RefSeq lists its product as uncharacterized. The record is from RefSeq and is a predicted model, not a curated record. The coding region runs from base 1 to 2193 and encodes 730 amino acids. The transcript is spliced from 2 exons. NCBI's taxonomy places the organism in Eukaryota, Evosea, Eumycetozoa, Acytosteliales, Acytosteliaceae.
AUGAAAGAUAAAGAUAAACAAAAUUUAUUUAUUAAAAUAUUUAGAAUACAUUUUUUGAGAGAUAAGAUAUUUGAAUGUAUCGAAUCGAUUGGGCAAACAGAUUCAACCUCAAUCAAAGGUAGACAUCUCAUUGAGCAACAAUCAAUAAAUCUUGCCAUUAGAUAUGGAAUUACAGCACUCUUCAAAUCAUUAAUCAACGAUAACCUAAAGUUGUUCAUGGAAGUUUCAGGGAUCGUACAGAUGGCACCUCCAAUUAUACCUCAAGACAUAAGCAAUACCGUGAACGUUGAUACCAAUUGGUUCAUGACAGGUUUCGAUCAAUUCAUAGUUUCCCAACUUUCUUUCACCAUUGAAAAGAAACAAUUUGCAAUGACCGAGUUCCUAUUGGAUAGGUUUCCUACUUUGAAGAUCGAUUGUAUGCCACAUUCCAACCUGGUGGAGAGUGGUAACAUCUCGAUGCUAUUUAAAUACCUCGAUAAAUACUCUGCCUUUUACAAUGGAAGUAGGAGUUUGAAAUUCAGUAUGAAUAGAAACCUGUUGGAUCCAGCACAUUUCCAGCUGCAUUUGAAAGGUGCUCUAGAAAGUCGAAACUUUGAAAUAGUUGAAUACAUGAAUCAAUGUCAUAUGUUUGGAAAUCUUAGGAAUAAUAAUAUAGAAUGUAUAUUAUUGUUUUGUGAUUUACAAUUAAUUAAAAAGAUAUUCCCAAUGAAUACAACCGAGAGAUAUCAUAUAAGAUCUGUAUAUAUACUGGCCAGAGAACAAUUGGAUUUGGAGUUUUUCUUGUAUUUUCAUCGGUAUGACAACACCAUCUUCCAAGACAACAAUAAACUCUUGAUUCAUCUACUAUCGAAUCCAAACAGUAAGGAGAUUGUCGAAUACAUCUUUAGCAACACUGACCAAUUCGUGAAUAAAGGUUUUCAAUGGUAUAUUCUAUCAAUUCAUCCAACACUUCUUACACUGGGCUUAUUAAAAACCUUGAUGGAGCCAACCAACAAAGUUUCAAAACUAGUGGUUUUCGAUUAUAAAUCAAUACUUGGAGAUGCUAUUGCAUGUGGUCGAAACGAUCUAAUAGAUUAUCUAUUCUCUAUACAAGGUGACUUGGUGUAUCAACAGAUAGAGAUGAACUAUCAAUAUGCUCUGAGCUGUGCAAUUCAUUAUGGACGUGAAGAAGCAGUAGACUGGCUUCUUACUAAUCACCUAUCAUCGAUUGAUUCAAUACCAAUACCAAGAGAGUCUGUCGAUAUAGAUGAUCAUCUCUACCUAUCUCUCUAUGAAAAAGUUGGAUACUCUGGAUUGAGAAUGCCCUACACAGUUUUGAUUUCCAACAAACAUCAUCAGAAUUUCAGAACGGUAUUCAAACAACUUCACAGCCAGAAAGCUAUUAUCCUAUCAAACGAGCAAAACAAUAAUACCUUCACGAAUGACAAAAUUGUCAAAAAUGCCAUGGAAACAGGAUCGUUGGAAUGGCUAUACUUUAUUCUAUCGCUGACCGCCGGUUAUUCUGUAUACGGCAACUUCCUAAGCUAUGGUUGUACAUCGAUUGAGAUGCUCGAUAUUCUCAUGGAACACCGUGCAGUAACCGCGGAAUCUGCCCUGCAUGCCUUCAUCUACGCAAAGCGAUACCCGAUGAUUCGUCACAUCAUUGAAAACUACCCGUCACCCGGCCCCCCACCGCUCUACCCGAUCGAGGGGAUCAUGGGUUGUGGCAACCUCGAAAUUUUCAAACUGGUACUAAGCAAACACCGAGCCAGACUAUUGGAGUUCUUCAAUAAGACCUACUGGAAUUUUGCACAUCCCAAGCUAGUUCCAUACCUAAUCGAAAACAAUCUCUGGAAACACUUGAAGUAUGUCGACGUAUUGACUCGCGCCAUCACCGAUAACGAGCCAACCGUUGUCCGAUGGCUGUACAACUAUUUCUCCACAAACAACAUCGAAUUGGCAUCGGUAUCUAAAAACUCUGUACAAUACACACUGGAGAACAAUAUUUUCGAAGGCAUCGAAUACCUCUUUGAUCCACGCUACAAACUGUUCACCUAUAACCAUCAAUACACCAUCCAACUACUAAAUGAAUCAUAUCGUAUUGGCCACAUCAUACCAAUGACUAAACUACUAAAUUAUCUAAAACAACAACAAGAACAACAACAAUCACAAUCACAACCACAUCUUCAAGCAAUAAGACAACUAUCUAUUUAA